Messenger RNA from Capsicum annuum, 744 nucleotides. RefSeq lists its product as uncharacterized. The transcript is spliced from 2 exons. The record is from RefSeq and is a predicted model, not a curated record. Lineage: Eukaryota; Viridiplantae; Streptophyta; Magnoliopsida; Solanales; Solanaceae. Bases 1 to 744 code for a protein of 247 amino acids.
AUGUUUUCACAAGCAUCGGGACUAGAGGCAAAUGUGGAUAAGAGUAGUGUCUAUUUUGGUGGUGUAUCACAGGCUAUACAAGAGCAAAUUCUGGGUGAUCUUCCAUUUAAGUAUCUUGGAGUUCCUUUGAGUACUACCUUGUACAAUGCAAGCCUUUUGACUGACAAAUUAUUAGGGAGAAUUACAAGCUGGACAACUAGAUUUUUGUCAUAUGCUGGAAGAGUGCAACUAGUUAAAAGUGUCCAAUUUUUCAUCCAAAUAUUUUUAUUAUCUAAGAAGAUUGUCCAGGUUGUGGAAGCUAUUUGCAGGAGAUUUCUCUGGACAGGGAGUGCAGAUGCUACCAAGAAGUCUCUGAUCGCAUGGGAAAAAUUAUGCUACCCGAAAUCAAGUGGUGGUAUGAAUUUUUUAGAUAUUCAUAUAUGGAACAAGGCUGCCAUAGACAACUACUCUAUUAAAAGAGUUUAUCUGCAGAUGCGAGGAGGAACAGAGAAAGUGCUAACCAUGGUGCACCUAAAUGGUUGUUCAUGUUUUUUUUUAACGCUACACAGGAAGCUAUCUACCGAGGUAAGAUUGGCAAAGUGGGGACUCAUAAAUGAAGUGCUAUGUCCUUUAUGCCAAGAGAAGGAGGAGGAUGUGGAUCACCUAUUUUUUAUGUGCUCGUUUACUGCUGAUAUAUGGAAAAAUUUGCUAGUUUGGCAAGGGAUUGCAAGAACUAGUCUGUCAUGGAAGGAUGAAGUACAAUGA